Molecule: messenger RNA, 688 nt
Organism: Ziziphus jujuba (common jujube)
Lineage: Eukaryota; Viridiplantae; Streptophyta; Magnoliopsida; Rosales; Rhamnaceae
Product: small polypeptide DEVIL 10
Exons: 1
Coding region: 122-301 (59 amino acids)
Biological process (GO): negative regulation of cell population proliferation
Source: RefSeq, a predicted model, not a curated record
GGAUGAGCCUCUAUAUAAGAACCAAAGCCUCCUUGGAGACAGUUUCAACAAUUAGUUUUUGUGUUUCUUUCAAAAUCCUCAUCCGCCACUUUCAUACCCACCAAACACUUUUUUGUUCUCCAUGGCGGUUUCUUCUUAUUACUUGACGCCAACAUCGAGGCCUUGCAAGAUUAAUAACCGGAAAACAGGUCUCAGAAAACGGUGUUUUUUAAUGGUUAAGCAGCAGAAGACGCGCUUCUACAUCCUCGGUCGCUGUAUUUCGAUGCUCCUCUGCUGGCAAGACCACGCUGUUUCUGAUUAGCUCGGUUGUUGAUUUGUCAAACUUUCCAAGUUUACGCCAUAUAAAAACCACUGCUUUGUAUCAGCGAUUUCAAGGUCUGAAAAUUUCAGAAUCUCAAUAUUGUAGGAGAUGGAUGUGCUUUAUUGAAUAUAAACGAGAUGUCACGUGGUGGUUGAGCUUAUUUUCUGGGUCCGAGGCCAGCCAGCCAUUGCGAGCCACAUCACACAUGAGCAAAGACUAGCUUCUUCAAUCUUGCCCGCAAAGCAAAAUAGAAUAAACAGAAGAUUAAGCAGAAUCUUUGUUGUCUUUGAGAAUUUGUGUAUAUAUAUAUAUAUAUAUAAAUGCUUGCUUAAUUGUUUUUCCUGUAUUUUGAAAUUUAUAUGAGCAGUUGAGCAACAUAUUUAAUCA